UAGCCUAUUCACCUGGCCAUGGAUCCAACACUUAAUCAAACCAAAAAUUUAGAACCUGUGCGAUGUCAUCAGACAAAAAAAACAAUGACCAUAGAAAUACCGGCUCUGGGACGCCCCUUCUCCCUUGGGAUGCUGUAUGACUGUUGCCAUGAUAAGCUUAUUCCAGGAAUAACAUUAUGGAACCAUGAGGCAUUGGGAGAGAAUGUGGCAUCAACACCGCAAGAUAAUACAUCAUUUGACUUUAUAGCUUCAGACACUGUUUCUGAUAAAUCAUCAGCCCUGGAUAUCACAGCAUCUAUGAAAGCCAGUUUCCUCUCUGGUCUGAUAGAAGUUGGUGGAUCUGCACUUUACCUAAAUGACACUAGGACAUCUAAGAACCAAGCCAGAGUCACCCUAAAGUACUCAAGAACCACAAGAUUUGAUCAGCUGAGCAUGAACCAUGUAGGUGUCCAGAACAUGACUAACCAUGAUGUGUUUGACAAAGGGACGGCCACCCAUGUGGUCACUGGUAUUUUAUAUGGUGCUCAAGCCUUCUUUAUAUUUGAUCGUGAGCUGUCUAAAUCAGAGAACAGUCAGGAUAUACAGGGAAAUCUCCAGGUCAUGAUUAAAAAGAUUCCCUCACUUACAAUUGAAGGAAAGGGAGAUCUGAAAAUGGAUGAUAAAGAAAAGGAAGAAGUUAAAAAAUGUAGCUGUAAGUUUCAUGGAGACUUCGCCCUGGAGAGUAAUCCGGUCACAUAUGAAGAUGCCAUAAAGAUUUAUACUGACCUCCCGAAGCUACUAGGAGAGAGAGGGGAAAAGGCUGUACCUGUGAAAGUCUGGCUGUAUCCACUGAGGAAACUGGAUAGUCAAACUGACCAAUUGGUUAGAGAUAUUAGUGCAGAUCUUGUAUUCAGGACAGAAAAGGUGAUACAGGAAAUGAUAGAUGUUACCAUACAGUGCAAUGACCUGAUGAGACAUCCGGCUGCAGAGAAAUUUCCUGACAUCAAGAAUAACAUCAUUCAGCUCAGAGAGCUGUGUGAUCGAUUUAAACUCACAUUUCAGAAGCAGCUUGCACAGAUCUUACCCGCUAUCCGUGAUGGGGGAUCAGAGGAAUCUGCACUUGCUGACUUCUUAAUUAGUAUACAACAAUCUCCAUUUGACAGUCUCCACAUUACACAGUUUUUUAGCAGUAAGCAACAGGAGAUGGAUACUGUGAGCUCUUAUCUCACAGUGCUGCCCAGUAUCAAAGUAUUACCAACUGAGACUGCAAGAAACAAACUAAUAUCUGACCCUCUGAUUGACUAUGUUUUGUGUUACAAUUUUACAUCAUUAAAUGAGGAGCCAUAUCUUUCUGAUAUGUGUAAUUGGCUCCAAACAGCUGGACACGAUGUCUAUAAGAAUAAAAAUAUCUCAAUGUGGUUCAAGGACAAAGAUGUUGUUAAGAAUGCCAGAAGAUGUGUGAGAGCAUUUCAGGAAUUUGCUGACACCAAUGCAUCCAGUGAGGAGACCCAAUUCAUUAUCUCAUCUAUCACUGACCAGAGUAAUCCUGGAGUCUCUAUUUACCUGUAUGCAGAUGGGGAUUUGCUGAGUGCAAAGUUUGAGCCUCCAACUAAACCAAAUCCCCCAGUUAUCAGCGGUAGAACCCAUGAUAGUAUGGAGCUCACCCUCAGCCCUGCAGACUUUGGGAAAGAGUUCAUAGUAGGAUAUCACGUAGACUAUAGAUCUGCUGAGGAGGAGAACUGGUCACAUUUUAUAACAAAGAAUAAAGAUCAGAAGAUCACAGUUACAGGACUAAAGCCUCAUAGAAAGUAUCAGUUCAGAUACUCUGCAGUGUGUAAUCCAGGACUCAGUGCUGCCAGUAGUGUUACAGAAGGUGAAAUAACUCUUCCCACUAGUCCACCUGAAGCCAUACAAGGCACAAAUGUGUCGGCCAAAUGUGGUGACUCUGGGGUCAAUGCUCCCAGUGAUAAGAUUGUAGAUAUGACAACAAAUAAAACAUCCUCUUAUAGCAAAUGUCAGCAUAUUAAAGAAAAUAUGAUGCUCUCAAAGGGAACAGAAAAAGGAAAGCCUUCCAUAUAUCAGCUUUACACAGAUAGUUGUGAGUCUGGAUAUCAUAAAUACAGCUUGGGAAAAGAAAAUAUUCAGAUACCUAAUAAAGUGAUUCUAUUAGUAGGAGCUACAGGAACAGGAAAAACAACCCUGAUCAAUGGGAUGGCCAACUACAUCUUGGGUGUGGAAUGGAAAGAUGACUUUAGGUUCAAACUCGUACACGAGGUCACAAAUAAAUCUGAGGCUCACAGCCAAACCUCUCUAGUUACAGCCUACAAGAUGAACCAUGAAAGUGACUACCAAAUUGAAUAUUCCCUCACCUUGAUAGACACACCAGGGUUUGGAGACACAAGAGGAAUAGCACAGGACAAGAAGAUCACAGAGGACAUUCAUACAUUUUUUACAGCUGGCGGUGGUAUUGAUCAGAUAGACGCUGUGUGCUUUGUAGUUCAGGCUUCUUUGGCUCGGUUGACACACACCCAGAAAUAUAUUUUUAAUUCUAUUUUCUCUAUCUUUGGGAAAGAUAUCAGAGACAACAUACUGAUGCUGAUCAACUUCUCAGAUGGGGAGAGACCUCCAGUACUGGAGGCCAUAAAAGCAGCUGAUGUCCCCUGCCCUGUGGACAGUGAGGAUGACCCCGUUCACUUCAAGUUCAACAAUUCAGCUCUAUUUGCCAACAAUCAGAGUGACAUGAGUGUCAAUGAUUGGUUGUGGAAGAUGGGGGCGCACAGUAUGAAAACAUUUUUCAGUGAUUUGAGUAAAAUAGAAACCAAAAGUCUAACACUGACCAAAGAAGUCCUAAAGGAACGGAAAAAGCUUCAAAUUAUGCUACAGGCCUUACAGCCACAGAUAAAGACUGGGCUAAUGAAACUGGAUGAAAUAAGAAAGACACAGGACGUUCUGCAGCACAAGAAGGAUCGUAUGGCAGCAAAUGAAGACUUUGAGUAUGAGGUAACCACAACUGAUCCAGUACAGGAGGUGAUAACACAUGGCUUCAUAACCAACUGCCAGAAAUGUCACUUUACCUGUCACUAUCCCUGUCAGAUUGCUGAUGACAAAGAGAAAUAUAACUGUGCUGCUAUGUGUAAUAACUACUGUACAGUGUGUCCAGGUAAAUGUAUCUGGAAUGUUCAUUACAAUCAGAAAUAUAAGUGGGAUUACGUGACUAAAACAGAAAAAAGAACCUAUGAAGAGUUGAAAAAAAAUUAUGAAGCAGCUUCUGGAGAGGUGAUGACUGCAGAAAAGGUGUUCAUACAACUAAACAAGGAGUAUAGUACUGUGAAACAAGCCGUGUUUGACCUUAUUAAGAAGUCCUCCCAGAGUCUGAAGCGCCUCCGUGAAAUCGCUCUAAUACCAAACCCUCUGUCAACCACCGAAUACAUUGACCUGAUGAUACAGAAUGAGGAACAUGAAGUCAAACCAGGAUAUCAGGAGAGAAUCCAGUCCCUGAUGGAGGUCAGACAGACGGCGGAGAUAUUAGAGAAGAUCCAGAAGGGAGAAGAGCUACUGCCUGGAGAACAGGGAACCAUGCCAAAAUAA
This is a messenger RNA of Pseudophryne corroboree (corroboree frog), 3567 nucleotides long. RefSeq lists its product as uncharacterized. NCBI's taxonomy places the organism in Eukaryota, Metazoa, Chordata, Amphibia, Anura, Myobatrachidae. The record is from RefSeq and is a predicted model, not a curated record. The transcript has 2 exons. The coding region runs from base 19 to 3567 and encodes 1182 amino acids. Gene Ontology annotation, molecular function: GTP binding; protein binding.